UCCCAGGGAGAAGGAUCACUCCAGCCAUGCGCCGCGGAUAUUAAAAGCCUUAGACUAUACUACAUGCCGGUGGAAUCGACUAAGUGGGUGGAUAUUUGGACAUAACACAGGAAUUGAUCCCUUGACGCGCAGAAUGAACCGCGAAAGGGACAGAUGGGACGCGGGCAAACCGGCGACUUUGUUGGCAAUUUUGUGGAAUCCACGUAGCGUCACUAUGGAGCCUUUAUUUUCUCUGAGCUGCUCAGAAAGCCUUCGUGUCUUCACAGAGGUGAAGGAAGUUAAGUGAGCUGAGCUUGUAGUAGAAUGGUCCUCCUCGGAUGGGACUCUGAGGGAAGGCAUGGCAGCUUUUCACCACAGCAACCCAACGGACAGGGACAUCAGGAGGGUUCUCCAAAAACUUCUAAUCAUGCUCUCUCUGGGAAUAAUCUGUGUCUCUCUUUUCUACUUCCUCGCGGGAUGCUGCGAGUCGGACAUAAGGGAAAACUCCAUCUCUCAAAGACCCGCCAGUGAGUUUCUUUUAUCAGGAUGGUAUCAUGACAGAAACGGGACGUUGUAUAAGGACGUUGUAAUGGUACAGAAUGAAGAUGGAUACCCAGUAGCCGGGGAGAGGAGCACAAUAACUCCGGUUUUGGAGACGAAUAACUCGGUUAAAGAUUUGAUGGCGACACGGCGGUUACCCCAAGCCCUCAUUAUAGGGGUAAAGAAGGGUGGCACGAGGGCUCUUUUGGAGUUUCUCAGGCUGCACCCGGACAUCCGCGCGCUGGGCUCUGAACCGCACUUCUUUGACCGGCAUUACGCACGAGGUUUGGACUGGUACAGGAGUAUGAUGCCCAGGGCCUUGGAUGGCCAGGUUGUCAUGGAGAAGACACCGCGUUAUUUUGUUACCGUGGAGACCCCGGGGCGUGUACACUCCAUGUCGCAUGACGUGAAGCUGAUUAUUGUGGUCCGAGAUCCUGUGACCCGGGCCAUCUCUGACUACACCCAGAUCAUCUCCAAGACCCCCCACAUCCCCACCUUCGAGACCCUCGCCUUCAAGAACCGCACCAAUGGUGAGAUCGACUCUCUGUGGAGCCCUCUAUGGAUCGGACUGUACGCCCAGCACCUGGAGCGUUGGCUGGCCUGGUUCCCCCGGGCCCAGAUCCAUCUGGUCAGUGGGGAGGGCCUCAUCUCCGACCCAGCCGGAGAACUAGGAAAGGUCCAGGACUUUCUGGGCCUUCAGAGGAUUGUGACGGACAAGCACUUCUACUUCAAUAAGACUAAAGGUUUCCCCUGCCUGAAGAAACCGGAGGGCAGCAGCAAGCCCCACUGCCUGGGAAAGACUAAAGGCAGGACACACGCCUCCAUUGAUCCGGAAGUGAUCCAGAGACUGAGGGAGUUCUAUAGGCCGCACAACCAGCGGUUCUACCAGAUGACUGGCCAGAACUUUGGAUGGCAAUGAGGACUCAGUAGGGAUACCAAGGUAAAACAUGCAUCGAGAGUAACAAAGACACUCAGGCAUGGUUCACAGGGACAGGGACAGACAUUAAUGUCAUUUUGGACAUGCAGGACAAAUCUAAUAAGACCAACUACAAUCCACAGCAUGUGCUCUCUGAUUACAACCUCAUUGAUGCCCAAAGCGAAAGAGUACACUUUCUACUCAAACAGGCAUAAAUCAUUCUCACAAAUCGAUUUUCAUACUAUUAUCUACACCUCUUUUCUCUAUAAUAAAGAAAUUAGAAAUUGGACAUAUGAGCUUGUCUGACCACCAUGCUUACCACUGCCAACUUCAAAGUUCAGAAUCUCCUAAAAUACAAGAUGGCUUUUCAACGUUUCUUUCACACAAAGUCCUACAUUCUGUAAUCAAUUUGAAAUUGAGAUAAAUGAAUUCAUAACGAUCAAUAACAAAAAGUGGUCGAUGACCCCAGGAUUCUAUGGGAUGCCACCGUAGGUUUUUGCUAAAGAUAAUGCAUUUGUAUCUGUUUUGAAUAAAUCACAAUAAAAAGAAAAGAUCAGAUUUGGAAAUGUUGUUCACUUUUAGAGCUAAACAAACACUAUUUUCAGACCAGGUAACUAUUACUCUUUCCAAAGUCAUGACAGAACUUCGUUUAUUGAUAAAGACUGAGUGCAGAACUUGCCUUCCAUCGAGUUAGAUUCAACCAUUACUUCCAUGGUCCCAUUCGUUUACUGGGCUGACAAGCUACGCAGUAACAAACAAUUAGCUGACAAAGCGGCUAUUGAAUCUGAAACAGUGAAAUUACUAUCAGAACCCAAAUGAAUCAAUCAAAGAUUCUUCCCGCUUUUAUAAAUAACUGUACACCUCUGAUUAUAAAUCCACACCAAGUUCUUUAUAAAAAAAGAAUGAAGAACUCUUCUCUCAGCAGAGAAAGACAACUUGUCGGGAUCCCAAAUCUCUCUGAACGAACUGAAAGGGGAGUUGGAUGACAUGAAUAAAGACAAACCACCUGGAUGGGUGGUUAUUCCUCCUGAGGUCUAUUUAACAUUUUGGAAUCAAUUAGGUCCACUGUCGCUCAAAAUGUUUAAUACGUUCACAAGGGUUCAUUUGGACGAGAUGUGAAACAGCACUAAUUUCACUUUUAUUAGAAAUAAGGUAAGGCUGCCACCCAUUGUUCUCAUUAUCGCCCCCCUAUCUGCAUACAGAGUAAUGACAUAGCCUCAUACUGUUGAUACAAUGUAAUGACAUAGCCUCAUACUGUUGAUACAAUGUAAUGACAUAGCCUCAUACUGUUGAUACAAUGUAAUGACCUAGCCUCAUACUGUUGAUACAAUGUAAUGACAUAGCCACGUACAGAGUAAUGACAUAGCCUCAUACUGUUGAUACAAUGUAAUGACAUAGCCUCAUACUAUUGAUACAAUGUAAUGACAUAGCCACGUACAGAGUAAUGACAUAGCCUCAUACUGUUGAUAGAAUGUAAUGACAUAGCCACGUACAGAGUAAUGACAUAGCCUCAUACUGUUGAUACAAUGUAAUGACAUAGCCUCAUACUGUUGAUACAAUGUAAUGACAUAGCCACAUACUGUUGAUACAAUGUAAUGACAUAGCCUCAUACUGUUGAUACAAUGUAAUGACAUAGCCACGUACAGAGUAAUGACAUAGCCUCAUACUGUUGAUACGGAAGUGGCUCUGUGCUGGGAACUAAAUCCAAUGUUUACAGACCUCUGGGUAGUGAGGGAGACAAUGCAGAAAGACCAGCUAUAUGCUAGUUACCUUUCAGUAUCUAAUAGAUGUUCAACGAAAGUAAGAAAGUGGCAUUGUUUGAAAACAGCUGGCGUUCUUGUCUUAGAUACACGGUGGCCCGCCAGGAGUGAAGGACAUUGUUAUGGGAUGUGUAGUCUGCAGUGUAGGCUGAUGUGUAGUCUACAGUGUAGGCUGCAGUGUAGGCUGCAAGUGUAGGCUGAUGUGUAGUCUACAGUGUAGGCUGAUGUGUAGUCUGCAGUGUAGGCUGCAGUGUAGGCUGAUGUGUAGUCUGCAGUGGAGGCUACAGUGUAGGCUGAUGUGUAGUCUGCAGUGUAGGCUGAUGUGUAGUCUGCAGUGUAGUCUGCAGUGUAGGCUGAUGUGUAGUCUGCAGUGUAGGCUACAGUGUAGGCUGAUGUGUAGUCUGCAGUGGAGGCUGAUGUGUAGUCUACAGUGUAGGCUGCAGUGUAGGCUGAUGUGUAGUCUGCAGUGUAGGCUGCAGUGUAGGCUGAUGUGUAGGCUGAUGUGUAGUCUGCAGUGUAGGCUGCAGUGUAGGCUGAUGUGUAGGCUGAUGUGUAGUCUGCAGUGUAGGCUACAGUGUAGGCUGAUGUGUAGUCUGCAGUGUAGGCCUGAGUCUGUGUAGGCUGAUGUGUAGGCUGAUGUGUAGGCUGAUGUGUAGUCUGCAGUGUAGGCUGCAGUGUAGGCUGAUGUGUAGGCUGAUGUGUAGUCUGCAGUGU
Oncorhynchus tshawytscha (Chinook salmon) is the source of this 3909-nucleotide messenger RNA. Its product is annotated as heparan sulfate glucosamine 3-O-sulfotransferase 6-like. Gene Ontology annotation, molecular function: [heparan sulfate]-glucosamine 3-sulfotransferase activity. The transcript has 3 exons. Lineage: Eukaryota; Metazoa; Chordata; Actinopteri; Salmoniformes; Salmonidae. Bases 338 to 1438 code for a protein of 366 amino acids. The record is from RefSeq and is a predicted model, not a curated record.